UAACACAAAAGCUCCCCAUCUUUCAACAAUAUCGUAAUUUCCCAGAUCAUCUUUUGUUUUUACCAUUUCUCUUCUCUUUCAUCUUUUCUGUUUCUCCCCCUAUACAAUACUACAUUAUAUAAACAUAAUACGCAUUCUAUGGUGGACUUACAAUCAGUUUGUUAUUUGAUUCUUACACUCUUCAGCCAUAAGCAACAACCUUCACUGGUGCUUGUGGUAUUUAUCAAACGUGGCAUUGGCCAUCUAUGGAUUUAAUGAAAUUUGAUGAGAAAUUAGGUUUAGGGUUUAGUAGAUGGAGUUACUUGGGAGGAAUUUGUAUGAUUUUGGUGGGGAAAAAUGGUGUGUUCUGCAUUUAGGUGGGUUUUAAUUAGGGCAAUUUCAUUGUUGUAUGAUGUGUUAAGAGUCUUAGGUUGGGGGUAGUGGGGUUUGAAGGAUGACUGAUGUUCAGCAACAACUGCAACAGAAGCCCGAGAGCACAGGGGAUGAUGCCAGCUCUGAAUUUGAGAGGGGUUGGGAGGAGUUAAUAAUGCGCGGGCACUUGGAUGAGUGUAUGUCGUUUGCUUCUUGUAGUUCAGCACGCAACACUGAAGACGAGGACGAUGAGAGCAAUGAUCGUCUUGUGAGAAGGAGAAGGAGGAGUUCAGGAAUUGAAGGUGGUGAUGACCUGGCUGAGUCUUCUGCUGCUAGGAGGAGGCAUUCACGGAUUUUGAGUAGGUGGGCUGCUAGACAGGCAGAAGAUAUGAUCACCACUAUCGAGAGGAGGAAUCGUGAGUCGGAGUUGAUGACACUUUCUGGUUUGCAUACUGUAUCGACGCUUGAUUCUUCGUUCUUGAGAGAAUCACGAUCUCCUAGUUCAAGGCAUCAGGGUGAUGCUGAGAGGAGCAGUAGAGCUUCGACCAUCUUGCAAAUGUGGCGGGAGUUGGAGGAUGAGCAUAUACUGAAUCGUGCCCGAGAUAGGGUGAGGGAAAGACUGACACAACAGAGGAGUGUGGAUUCUAGUACCAAUAUUUCUAGUACUAGUAUUUCAGAAAGCCGGGAGAGUGAGAACCAUGGUAGUUUGGUGGAUGCUAAUGAGAGUGAGAAUGAAUAUGGUACUUGGUCUCCUGAUGUGAUCGGACCACAGAUUGAGAACAGCGAGCAUGAAAACUCCAGCCGUGAACAGUCUCCUGACCUAGGGGAAGUUGAGAGGGAGAGGGUGAGGCAAAUCGUUCGUGGAUGGAUGGAGAGCGGGGUCAGUGACCAUUCAUCUAAUGUCUCCCAGAGGAACGGUGGCCCAAGAGGCGAAUGGCUGGGGGAGACAGAGCGUGAAAGGGUAAGAAUUGUGAGGGAGUGGGUCCAAAUGACUAGUCAACAAAGAGGAGCUCGUGGUGGCAGAAGGGAAGAACAAUCCAGUGGGCUUAGUGCUCAAGUUGAU
This is a messenger RNA of Nicotiana tabacum (common tobacco), 1414 nucleotides long. The record is from RefSeq and is a predicted model, not a curated record. NCBI's taxonomy places the organism in Eukaryota, Viridiplantae, Streptophyta, Magnoliopsida, Solanales, Solanaceae.